Messenger RNA from Pimephales promelas (fathead minnow), 1793 nucleotides. RefSeq names its product receptor accessory protein 3b (gene reep3b). Lineage: Eukaryota; Metazoa; Chordata; Actinopteri; Cypriniformes; Leuciscidae. Gene Ontology annotation, biological process: endoplasmic reticulum tubular network organization. The record is from RefSeq and is a predicted model, not a curated record. Gene Ontology annotation, molecular function: microtubule binding. Gene Ontology annotation, cellular component: cytoplasmic microtubule; endoplasmic reticulum membrane; endoplasmic reticulum tubular network.
GAAAGCGCACCUUUAACAGAAACGGCAGCGGUGUUGUGUUGAUCGAGAGCAAGAAGAUGGGUACAACAGAGUGGCAUUAGUUUAACAAAUUUUGGCCUCUUAGUUAGUUUUAUACGAGAUGUUUGUGCGUAAUACUGAGUAAUGAACGAGCGGAGGCUCUCAGGAGACCGUUAAUGUUUGUCGUCGUUUGAAGUUAUUAGCUAGUUACACUGAAGUUGAAGUAAGGUUAGCUUUAGCUAGCAUCUCUCCCUGCUCGGCUCCAUCCUGAGGAAAAUAUGGUGUCCUGGAUCAUAUCAAGAUCUGUCGUGCUAGUUUUUGGAAACCUGUACCCAGCGUACUAUUCCUACAAAGCAGUGAAAACCAAAAAUGUCAAAGAAUACGUGCGAUGGAUGAUGUACUGGAUUGUCUUUGCCUUGUUUACAGUAGUGGAGACCAUCUCAGAUCUAACCAUAGCCUGGUUUCCCCUAUAUUACGAGAUCAAGGUUGCGUUUGUGAUCUGGCUUCUGUCUCCCUACACGAGAGGAGCUAGUGUCAUCUACAGAAAAGCCCUCCAUCCUCUGCUUUCCUCCAAAGAAAGGGAAAUUGACGACUACAUAAUCCAGGCAAAAGAGCGAAGCUACGAGACCAUGGUGAACUUCGGCAAGCAGGGACUGAGCAUUGCUGCAACUGCUGCUGUGUCUGCCGCUGUCAAGGGUCAAGGUGCCAUCACAGAGAAGCUCAGGAGCCUCAGCAUGCACGACCUUACCCAGAUCCCUCACGACGACGGAUAUUCAUCCUACGGCUCCAACCCUGCCAGAAGAGCCAACAUGGACCAACCCGACGGAGCUGAAUAUUAUCAUAGCGAUGACAAUGACAGAAGUGAUGACGAGGGGAAGGCUGUGUUCUCUGAAGAUGAAGCCGUGUCUCAUCAUGGGCUCAGACGAUCUCAGAGCGUCAAAAUAACCCGCUCAAAAGUGCGCAGAGAUGCCCGUUAUGGAUCUCUGAAGAUCAAAGGGAGGAAAAGACCAGGGAUUAAUGCCAUGACUUACACCAGCAUGGAGGACUGAGCUGACUACUGAUGCGUCCACUUUAUCAGACAACCAGUGUGUUCAUAUUCUUCUCUUUUCAUAAGGGCUGUGGACUGUGUUUUUUAACUUUUUCAUGGAUAUACCAACAGAUCUAUUUAUUACUUCUACCAGCAAAUGUGUACAUACAGUGAGCUGUACAGUGAGUAUUAUGAGCUUGAAGUUUAUGGGGUUUGACUGAUGGCUUUAUUUGUUAUGCAUGGCUUCAGUAUUUGCAUUUAGAAAUGUUCUUUUUGGAUGUGGGUUUUUAUAUUUCUGUUUUUGUUUUUCUUUUGCUGCCUUUUAGAUGCGUUUUAAGUCGUUUUUACAAUUGUAGUUUAAGUAAUUAAUUCUGAUUCUUUAAAACUUGACCGUGAUUUGUCAGCAUCAGACCAAAAUUGUCUCUAAUCAGUAAUAGAAAAAAUACCAAAGAGAACAAAAUGCAGUGUUGUGUUCUUGUUGACUUUUUAGAUGUUUUAAUACAAUUUUCAAAUGUGUAAAAACAAAAAGAAAUAAAAAGCUGACUGUUUGAUGGUAUGUGGGUUUAAAUGAAAACCCCUUUUGCACAUUCUUUAAAUCCUGAAUUGAAAUCCUUCACUACUGGUCUCAAUGCAGAACGCUUUUUAUCUGGGAGAAGGACCACUCUUUAUAACAUCUCUGUGGGUGUGCAGGUGACUGCUGUCGUGUAGAUCGAUGUGUCAUUCAAAAUGAAUGCAAUAUAUGAAUAAAGCUGGAAUAUUGUAAUGCAAA